Molecule: messenger RNA, 524 nt
Organism: Malurus melanocephalus (red-backed fairy wren)
Lineage: Eukaryota; Metazoa; Chordata; Aves; Passeriformes; Maluridae
Product: dihydropyrimidinase-related protein 2-like
Exons: 4
Coding region: 120-524 (134 amino acids)
Cellular component (GO): cytosol
Molecular function (GO): hydrolase activity, acting on carbon-nitrogen (but not peptide) bonds, in cyclic amides
Source: RefSeq, a predicted model, not a curated record
CCAGUGGAGACCUCCAGGUGACCGGCAGCGCCCACUGCACCUUCAACACGGCUCAGAAAGCUGUGGGGAAGGACAACUUCACCCUGAUCCCCGAGGGCACCAACGGCACCGAGGAGAGGAUGUCCAUCAUCUGGGACAAGGCUGUGGUGACCGGCAAGAUGGACGAGAAUCAGUUUGUGGCCGUGACCAGCACGAACGCGGCCAAAAUCUUCAACCUGUACCCGCGGAAGGGCCGCAUCGCCGUGGGCUCCGACGCCGACCUGGUCAUCUGGGACCCCGACAGCGUCAAGACAAUCUCUGCCAAGACCCACAACAUUUCCCUGGAGUACAACAUCUUCGAGGGCAUGGAGUGCCGUGGCUCUCCUCUGGUGGUCAUCAGCCAGGGCAAGAUCGUGCUGGAGGAUGGCAACCUGCACGUGAGCGAGGGUUCGGGGCGCUACAUCCCCCGCAAACCCUUCCCCGACUUCGUCUACAAGCGCAUCAAAGCCAGGAGCAGGCCUGUCUGGUACGGCUGGGGUGGCUGA